GCUUUAAUUGCUUCCUUUUUAAAAGUAUCCUCAUUAGGCUAUGGUUGCCUAAGGGGUGUGGGGAAGGGUUGGGUUCGGUGAAGGUGGUGAACUCGGGCUUGUUAAGCCAUCAGUUCAUCAUCAUCUGAGGAAAACGCUAUAAACUUCUGCGUUAGCACGAUAAUAGAGACGGCAAAAGUUAUUUUGAAGAUGGAAGAAUACGAAGGAACUUCAAAACCAAAAACAAAGAGUGUUGUGCUAAAUAGAGAUCGAGAAGUGACUAUACCGUACAGUAAAGAAGAAACUAAAAGGCGAAAAGAAGUAGAGCGUCGCAGAUCAAAGUCAAAGAAAGAGGAUGAAAAAGACGACGAAGAGAUUGAUGAUGAUGAGGAUGAAGAGUUAGAAGAUCUGUUCAGAGAAAUUGAUGAUUUUCAUGGUAGUGGUGAUGAUGGUAAUAACGAUAAUGACGAUCAAGGUGGAAACGGUGGUGCUUUGAUUAUUAAACCUUUAAGUGGUCAUCAUGCAUAAGAUUAUCAUGAUGACGCACAAAAUGAAGAACAUGAGGGUGUUAAUCCUGAGGGGGAGUCUACAUCUAGAACUACACAUGAUGAAUCGGUAAAUGUAUUCUCUUCUAUUCCUAAAGUCAUUUAUUUGAGUCACGAUGUUA
Helianthus annuus (common sunflower) is the source of this 646-nucleotide messenger RNA. Its product is annotated as prostatic spermine-binding protein-like. Bases 190 to 507 code for a protein of 105 amino acids. The transcript is spliced from 2 exons. The record is from RefSeq and is a predicted model, not a curated record. NCBI's taxonomy places the organism in Eukaryota, Viridiplantae, Streptophyta, Magnoliopsida, Asterales, Asteraceae.